GAUUAUAAGUAGGUAUUUUAGUAGUAGUUGAUAGGACAAUUUUUUUUUCUUUAUUAGAAAGAGUUUUUUUAUUUAUUGGUCUUAUCCAAAUUUUUGCAUUGAUCUGUAACUUUCAAUACAAAGCCAAUGAAUAUAAUAUUUAUAUUAACAUCAGAUUAUUUAAAUAUUUUUGGUAAUGCUGUUUUGGCAAACCUAAGCCAGAAAUCACUAAGAAAGAAGCUGAUCUGCAGCAAACAUUUCAGUGAAAAUAUUAGUCAAUCUAAAAGUUUGCCUACUACUGCUGUACCAUUCCGUUACAAAAAUGAUGAAGGUUCAGAAAGUGAAUCGUAUAGGGAAAAUUUGGAUGAACAAAUAAUCCAAUUGAAUGUUUCCUCACAUCCACAAAUAUAUUCAAAUAGUGAUUUUAUUGCCCCGACUCAUUCCAGAAACAUUGAUAUGACAGAUAGUUCUAUCAGUAACCAUGAAGAUGAAGAGUGGUUGAAAAAGUUACAAAACCUUCCAACUUGUUCUAUGAGAAUUAGAGGUAGGAAGCAGUCAUUGCAAGAAGAAAAUGAACUGUUGAGAAAGGAACUAACCAAUGCUAGGAAAAAAGUCAAUAACCUGAAUACUCAAUUGAGAGCUACAAAAAAAAAGGAUUAUGAAAACGCAACUCUCUGCGAACGUUUUGUAUGGAGAAGGAACUUUCACGAAUUUUACAAAAUCUCUUGUGAAUAUGCACUUACGACAUAAGAUGAAAUCCCCAUGGUUACUUUCUGAAAAGAAAACUGCCCUGUCAUUAUUUUAUAAAGGACCUAAGACACACAUAUAUUUGCGACAACAAGGGUUUAUUUAUCAACAGUGAAAUCAUGGGUUGCCAAUUUCCGUUGCAAACCUGGAUUCAAUAAAAAAAUUUUAUGCACCUUACUUUCGACGAAAUGUCUAUUAAGAGAAAUCUUGAGUACAACAUGAAAACAGAUUUAAUUGAGGGUUUUGAAGAUCUGGGCGAGUUUAGAAGAAAGCCUUUCCCUUCUAGUGCAGCUCUAGUUCUCAUGAUCAGGGGAAUCUAUAGCAACUGGAAAAUUCCUAUUGCCUACUUUGUAUCAAAUGGUGGGGUGUCAUAUGCUUCUUUAUGGUGUAUAAUUACCAAGGCAUUGGAAAAACUUAUUAUGGUAUAUUCUUUUUGUUUUUUUUUGGUAAAUCAAUACACAAUCUUUUUUAUGUUAACGUUUCGGUAGCGUUGAUCCAGCUACCAUUAUGAAGAAUAAUGUUUUAUAAAAUUUUGGUUCCUAGCUGACAUUAAUGAAAAAAUUUGAAAACUAGAACAUCGAUAAUAUUAUAUAUAAUAAGAUGAUUUAAAACUGAUGCAAAAAAUUAUCGUCCAUUUUUCAAGGUCCAUUCACAGUAGAUUAUAUUUUCGAUAAAAGGUGAAUAUUGAAAUAUUUGUGUGGAUUAUGGUUUGAUUUCCAAUAUUCAACAACAAAAAGAAUAAUGAAUAAUCAACAUUUUUAUUUAUAGUAGGUAGGUGUUUCAAUAGUAAAUGUGAUUACUUGACCCAAGAAUAUCUAGAGGUCAUCGCGAGUAGAUUCUACAUGUACUACAUUUUUGGGGUUUUACAGUCUUCUUAACGGAGAUUCAGGAUGUUUAGUGGAUUUUGUCCAUUUCUUUCUGUGGUCAAUAUUAAGAGCUACUUUCUAUAUAUUUUCUUCAUAAUACAUAGUCCAAAUAGGUCGGGUACUGGUUAUAAAAAAAAUUUCCAGAAAACAAAAAUAUUGGAAUGUGAAUAAUGUUCCGAAGCAACACUAUCAUACUUUUUAACAAACAUUUUGAGAAUUUGAAAAAGUUUUAAAAUUACAAUAAAUUUACUCAAUUUGUUGGCCAUUCGAAUUUCCCACUAACAAUGUUUUAGCUGUAAAAUGCACAAGGAAUACACACAGGACCGUACUACUUGUAGUUUCUGAUAAUUUUUUCAAACGCUCAGUCUAUAAUUCUUAUAAUUUUAUAUCAACAAUUUCAUAAAAAGUGUAGUUAUUAUUGUUACUUUAUUUAAUAUUUUGAGUGUUUUAUUUAGUUAUCUAAUAUGAAGGAUGCAAUUACCUCAGAGCAAAAAUCCGUGAUUCCUGACGUUUAUACCAAAAUCUAACUUUUUUUUAUUUACAUUUAUUUAUUUCAAUUUAUUCAUAAUGUACUUCAUACCUUCACAUUGUAUUGAAAAUACAAAAUUUCAACUCAUCCUCCUCUAUUUACAUUGAAAUCCGUCUGUUUACAAUUUAACUGAAAGUCCAAGCAUUAGGUAAUGCCAUAAGAUGUUUAUUGUCCAACCGAGCUCUGACCUGUUAGAACCUUCAUGCUAAAAAAUUAUCAUCUAGAUAUCUUUAGAUUUAUAAGCAACAAAUAGAUUUAGUAAGUUCCGAAUAUCGACGACCACGGCACUUCUUCAAGAAAGGACAUAUUAGUAUGAUUUAUUAGGAAUUAGGACUUUAGGAAUUAUUAGUCCGAUAUUGUAUUAUGAUACAUUUAGUAUAUUUCAUCUCGUUAUGUUUAAAAUAUUGGUAUAGUUAGAAUUUUUUACAAGCUAUUGUUUUUGAUUUUAUCAAAUAUAUUAAUACAGUACGAAAGCGGAAUAAAAUCAAAAAUAUUUUUCCCAGGAAGAAAGGGGAAAAUCAAAUCAAAUCAACUGAAAUCGCAAAUUCUUAUAAUUUCAGUCACCAAAGGAAUGUAUAUGUAUUUUAUAUACCUUUGUGCAAGGAUCCUUCUUCCUAUUGCAAAUUUAAGUGAUUAACAUAUUAAUGAACAAUUAUUUGUUUCAUUUGCUAGUACUACACGAACUCAUUACAAAAAUCUUUUUUUUAUACAUUGAAAUUGGUGACAAUUAGUACUGAAAUUAAGUUUAUUUUCGGUUCGAGAUGAAUACAUGAUAUAACAUUAUUAUAAACAUAAAUUUCAAAAUACGCCCUAUCUCUCUAUUGUAAAGAUUCCUAUCGAAUAGGUAAUUUGUGUCACUUUUGUAAUAAAAGUAAAAUCGGCAACAAUGUACUGUCGGUUCGAAUUUCGAAGAUAAAGAAAACUUCACAUUAUUUCAGAUGGCACUAAGCUACGGGUCACUUUUAUGAAGAACGAGUGUAAAAGUAACUAGAUGGCGUGCAAAAUUGCCUUAAAUGUUUUUAACAUUGUCACUGUUCUAUUCUUUAUACAAUGGUGAUAGUGACAUUUCAAGUUAUGUGCUCCUUUUUCUGUUGACUUUUUGUGAUAGUGACACUUUCCUGAUAAGUGCACCAGAACUUCUCACUUCGAUUAAUUACAAUUUACGAUGAUAAGAAGACUUAGGUCGUCGCGGACCAUCAAAGAUCUCAAUGCGACCAUUCAGAAUUUUCUUCCGGGACAGUUGGAUCCUUCAAAUCACUCGACACCGUUAUGA
This is a messenger RNA of Diorhabda sublineata, 3394 nucleotides long. RefSeq lists its product as uncharacterized. The transcript is spliced from 2 exons. The record is from RefSeq and is a predicted model, not a curated record. Lineage: Eukaryota; Metazoa; Arthropoda; Insecta; Coleoptera; Chrysomelidae. Bases 127 to 729 code for a protein of 200 amino acids.